Molecule: messenger RNA, 648 nt
Organism: Mesocestoides corti
Lineage: Eukaryota; Metazoa; Platyhelminthes; Cestoda; Cyclophyllidea; Mesocestoididae
Source: the annotation of a GenBank genome assembly
AUGACUAAUGAUUUAUUAUUCGUAGUCGAUGAAAAAAAUUGCAGAAAGGGAGAGAGAAAGUUGUCGCAACGUCACAGCUUCUUCCUUGGAAGACCUUAUCUUCCCUCCAGUGCUACCGUUAGUGUUGGUGGGCGGCUGGAAGUGAAUUGCUACAUUUCCGGGUAUCCGAUACCACAAGUGUUCUGGCUUAAGGACGGGCGCCAAGUGAAGGAUAGCUACCCUGAAGACGACCUUCAGGUAUUUCUCAAAAGACAUGGUCAUGUCUUCCAAUUGAUAAUACCAUCUGCUCGACUUCAUCAUGCCGGUCUGUGGGAGGUUGUGGCUAGAAAUCUUGCUGGUCUGGUCAUAAGCAGCUCGUACAUUCACGUAAUUGACGUUCAUGAAGUGCGGACAAGCAUGAUGCUCAGCUGGUCGACCAAUGUCGACGAGUUCGUUACCGUCUUCAGGGUUCGUUGGGAGUUUAACGGUGAGGAGCUUCAACAAAGCAACCUUAGCCGUUUCAAGAUUGUAAACGAAGGCGUUAAUCAUAGGGUUGUGCUGAAGGACGUCGACGCAAGCUUCUCCGGUCGCUACUCGGUAACUGCUGAAAAUUCUACGGGAAUCGCGACGUGCUCUGCUCUUCUAACGGUUCAGAUUAACAGAACGUGA